Messenger RNA from Acanthochromis polyacanthus (spiny chromis), 11411 nucleotides. RefSeq names its product potassium voltage-gated channel subfamily A member 10-like. The record is from RefSeq and is a predicted model, not a curated record. The transcript has 4 exons. Gene Ontology annotation, biological process: potassium ion transmembrane transport; protein homooligomerization. Lineage: Eukaryota; Metazoa; Chordata; Actinopteri; Pomacentridae. Gene Ontology annotation, molecular function: delayed rectifier potassium channel activity; protein binding. Bases 8049 to 9740 code for a protein of 563 amino acids. Gene Ontology annotation, cellular component: voltage-gated potassium channel complex; membrane.
CAACGAGGUGUUUAAUGUGCAAACGGUUGGAGGGGCUAAUUUUAGCUGAAGAGCAUCGGCGCUGAUACAAAAUGCCGCGGAUCGAUCAAAGGCCUCUCUGUUGUUAUUCUUAGGACGGUCUUUGUAGCCGCGGGCAGCGUAGAGGACAUUUUCAAACGCCUCCUGGUGUCUUCAGCUUCUGCCUCCCUUUAAGUGCACAGUAUAUGCUCCCUGCAGUUUAAAAGACAGAGCAGGGUGUUCUAUUUAUAGCUUUUUUUGUUGGAGAAAGAGAGGAGGAGGAGGAGAUGGAGAGAAAGGUGGAAAGGCAAGGGAGGAAAGCAUCUUGGAGAAAUUCUUCACUGUGAAGUUUCCUGACAUCCAUGUGAACAAAACCAGACAAAUGUAGUUGUUAUUUAUUCACAUGCUUUUUGUUUAAAAACAGAGGAUUCUUUGUUUCUUUCUUUUUUCUUUCUUUCUUUCUUUCUUUCCUUCUUUCCUUCUUUCUUCUUUCCUUCUUUCCUUCUUUCUUCUUUCCUUCUUUCUUUCCUUCUUUCUUUCUUUCCUUCUUUCCUUAUUUCUUUCCUUCUUUCUUCUUUCCUUCUGUCUUUCUUUCGUUCUUUCGUUCUUUCUUUCCUUCUUUCCGUGUUUAUUUCAUUCUUUCUUCUUUCCUUCUUUCUUUCUUUCUUUCCUUCUUUCUUUCCUUCUUUCUUUCUUUCUUUCCUUCUUUCUUUCUUUCCUUCUUUCUUUCUUUCCUUCCUUCCUUUAUUUCUUGCCUUCCUUCUUUCUUUCUUUCUUUCCUUCUUUCUUUCCUUCUUUCUUUCUUUCCUUCUUUCUUUCCUUCCUUCCAUCUUUAUUUCUUGCCUUCCUUCUUUCCUUCCUUCUUUCUUUCCUUCUUUCUUUGUUUCUUUCCUUCUUUCUUUCCUUCUUUCUAUCCUUCCUUCUUUCUUUCUUUCUUUCCUUCCUUCCUUCUUUCCUUCUUUCUUCCUUCCUUCUUUCUUUCUUCCUUCUUUCUUUCUUCCUUCCUUCUUUCUUUCUUUCCUUCCUUCUUUCCUUCUGUCCUUCCUUCCUUCUUUCCUUCUUUCCUUCUUUCCUUUUUUCUUUCUUUCUUUCCUUCUUUCUUUCUUUCUUUCUUUCUUUCUUUCUUUCCUUCUUUCCUUCUUUAUUGUUUUAUUUCCUUCAGACCCAUAAAAUCUGCAGCUGAAAUUGAGAUGAUACCAAUCCACCUAUGAGAUGACGCUGUACUCUUGGGCUCUUGAGAUGUAUUUUUUAAACCUUCUCCUCUCCUGACACAUCAGCACCUGAGAACUCAGCUGUUAGUCUUCUGCUAUCUUUAGUUUCACUCAUGGUUUCACCCUCCUGUUGUUUUCAUUUACGGGCACCAAAAAAAACAGUUCCCUUGUCUGAAUUUUUUUUUUUAAUUCAGCAAGAAAAAUUUGCCAAAUUUCUGAAAAUUUUCAAAAACUUUUAGGAAGAAAAUUCCAAAAAUUCAUUAAAAGUAUCCUUUGAAAAUUUUAUUCAAAAAAUAAAGAAAUUUGGUAAUAAAAUUUAUGUAAAUAUUUUUCAAAAAAAUAGUAAAAAUCUUCCAAAAAAUCCUAAAAAUAUCUAAAGUGAUUACAUAUAUAUCAGUAAAACUUCUAAUAUUUUCUUUAAGAACAUUCACAAAAAAUCAGCCAAAUCCAGUGAAUUUCCCUGGAUUUUAUUGUGAAUGCUAAACUUUUUUACAUUUUUUUUUCCACCAAAACAUUUUCAAAAAAUUCCCCAAAAUGUACAAAAUAUGGACAUCACAAGUUCAACUGUGAAAAUAUAUAUUUUUUCCAUAUUUUCAAACUUUAAAUUUGCAAAACCUUCAGGAAGAAAAUUGCAAUAAUUCCUUAAAGGUUUCCCUUAAAAGUUUUACUAAAACGCUAAGACAAAUCUUGUAAAUAUUUUCAAAAAAUGAGUAAACAUAUUCCUAGAAGAAAAUCCUAAAAAUAUCUAAAAUGAUUCCAUAUAUAUCAGUAAAACUUCUAAUAUUGUCUUUAAGAAUAUUCAGCAAAAAAAUUUGCUGAAUAUGCUUAAGAAACAUUUCUUUUUUUUCCCACUAAAAAAAAUGUUCAAAAAUUUCCCAAAAAUGUUGAAAAUUUGGAGAUCAGAAGUUUCACUGUGAUAAUAUUUAUUUCCACAUUUUCAAACUUCAAAUUUGCAAAACCUUCAGGAAGAAAAUUCCAAAUAAUUCUUUAAAAAUUUCCCUUGAAAAUUUUAUUUUAAAAUAUCUCCCAAAUUUCAUAAGAAAAUUCUUUGAAAUAUUUUCAAAAGAUGAGUAAAAAUCUUCCAAAAAAAUACCAAAAAUAUCUAAAGUGAUUACAUAUAUAUCAGUAAAACUUCUAAUAUUUUCUUUAAGAACAUUCACAUAAAAAUCAACCAAAAUCCAACGAAAUUCACUGGAUUUUGGUCGAUUUUAAUGUGAAUGUUCUUAAGAAACAUUUUUUCCCCACCAAAAAAUGUUCAAAAAUUUCUAAAACAUGUGGACAUCAUGUGUAUAUUGAAUAUAUAUAUAUAUUUUUCCACAUUUUCCAACUCUGAAACAGAUGAUUUUGACCUGUAGGACGACACCAGAUUGAACUACAGCGCUUCUUUCCGUUUUGAGCCUCGGUGCUGCAGCUCUGCUCCGUCAUUAGUCUUGCUUUGAUCCGGCGGUGCAGUGCAGCACUCUGCAGCUCGCUCUGCUGAAACCAGGGCAGACAGGGAGAGGCAGAUGGGACCGAGCAGCUCAGCCGAGGACAGAGCAGUCCUGCUGCAGGUGGCUGCCACAGCAUCGUUGUUGUUGUUGUUGUUAGGGAGUGUGUGUUGUCAGGGAUGGUAGCAUGCCCACAGGAGCACGCUUGAGCAGUCACCCAGACUGGCACUGUGCUUACCGGCUUGUAAUUAGGAGACGAGCGCUGUGGGACUUGGAGCUAAUCCAACAGGGCAGCCCUGGCAUCGGACCACACCCCGUCAUUAAAAGGUGUUGGGCUUUAUGCUCACUAACUCCUGACCUGGUAUCAGCCACUCAUUCUGUUCUGUCCACACCUGAGAAACACAGAGUCUUGGAAAAAGGCGAGUUUAGAUCUUUAUGACUAAAAUUAACCCUUGUGCCGUCCUGUGGGUCAAUUUGACCCGGUUAAAGUUUGAAAAUGUGUGUGUGUGGGGGGGGAAUUAUAUACUUCUGAUGUCCACAUUUUGAACAUUUUUGGGACAUUUUUGAACAUUUUUUUGGUGGAAAUAAAAAGAAAAGUUUCUUAAAGAACAUUCACAAAAAGAUCAUAAAAAAGAAGCACAUUUGCCACACUUGAGGAAUUUUUAAAAAUAGAAUUUUAAAGGGAAAUUUUUACGGAAUUAUUGGAAUUUUCUUCCUGAGCGUUUUGCAAAUUUUCAGAAAUUUGGGGAAUUUUUUUUAAAAGACAAAAGUGACAAAUGUUUCUUGAGAACAUUCACAAAAAAUCAACCGAAAUCCAGUGAAUUUUGCUGGAUUUGGUUGAUUUUUUUGUGAAUGUUCUUAACGAAGGUCUUAGAAUUUUUACCAAUAUGUAUGUAAUCACUUUAGAUAUCUUCUGAUUUUAUUUAAUGAUUUUUACUCAUUUUUUGAAAAUGCAAGAAUUUUCUUGCCAAAUUUGGGGGACUUUUUUAAAUAAAAUUUUUAAUUGAAAAUUGUUAAGGAAUUAUUGGAAUUUUCUUCCUGAAUGUUUUGCCGAUUUAAAGUCUGAAAAUGUGGGGGGAAAAAAUAUUUUUACAGUAAAACCUCUGAUCUCCACAUUUUCAAUGUUUUUGGGAAUUUUUUGAACAUUUUUUGGUGGGAAAAAAAGGAAUAUUAAAAAUGUUGCUUAAGAACACUCACAUAAAAAUCAACCAAAAUCCAACCAAAUUUGUAUUUUGGUUGAAUUUUAGUUGAUUUUUAUGUGAGUGUUCUUAAAGAAAAUAUUAGAAGUUUAACUGAUAAUCACUUUAGAUAUUUUUAGGAUUUUUUUGGAAGAUUCUUACUCAUUUUUUGAAAACAUUUACAAGAAUUUUCUUGCCACAUUUGUUUUUUUUUUUUUAAUAAAACUGUAAUUUCCUGAAGAUUUUGCAAAUUUUCUGAAAUUUGGGGAUUAUUUCUUCUUUUGCUGAAUUUUGGGAUUUUUUUUUCCAGUCAAGGAAACAGUAUUUUUUGGUGCCUGUAAAUGAAGACAACAGGGGGAUUAAAGCCAUGAAGGGGGUUGUUUGGCGUUACAGGGAAAGUUGUUUGUUCAGUAAUGAGGGAAAAUGAAGGAGAAAGGAUUACUGCCCUCUAGGGGCGUUGUUUCAGGAAGUACACAAUGUUUUUUCCUCAGUUUCUGUCACACCAGUCGUUUUUGUUUUGUUUUUAAAGUUAUGCUGGAAAUAAGUGGUUAAAGAACUUUCCAGAUUCUUAGCUAAAAAAUAUCAAAAAUAAAUGGAAUAAAUUUGCAGAUAAGGCCCCAGCAAACAGGAUGCACCGCUUUUCUGUGGUGUUUUAAAUGCCAAAUAUAGUGGGGGAAAAAGAAAACAUUUCACCUUUAAAUGUAGCAGCGGUUCAGUAGUAAAUGUACUGAAUUACCUUUGAAUACUGCUUGAAAUAUAAACAUUGGUGUGUUCUCUGCAUUAACCCUCCUGUUGUCCUCAUUUUCAGGCACCGAAAGUUUUCAUUGUCCGAAAAAAAAUUCAGCAAAAAAAUUCCUCAAAUUUCUGAAAAUUUGCAAAACAUUCAGGAAGAAAAUUCCAAUAAUUCCUUCAAAGUUUUAUUUUAAAAAAAAAUCCCCCAAAUAUGGCAAGAAAAUUCUUGUAAAUAUUUUUCAAAAAAAUGAAUAAAAAUCUUCCAAAAAAAUCCUAAAAAAUAUGUAAAGUGAUUCCAUACAUAUCAGUAAAACUUCUAAUAUUUUCUUUCACAACAUUCACUAAAAAAUCAACCAAAAUCCAGCAAAAUUCACUAGAUUUUGGUUGUUUUUUUUGGUGAAUGUUCUUCAGAAACAUUUUUAACAUUCCUUUUAUUCCACCAAAAAAUGUUCAAAAAUUUCUCAAUUUUUUUAAAAAUGUGGAUAUCAGAGGUGUCACUGUGAAAAUACUGUUUUUCCCACAUUUCAAACUUUAAAACGGGUCAGAUUGACCUGCAGGACGACACGAGGGUUAAUCUGCAGGUUUUCAUCGUUUAGUCAGUAACUCUGCCGGGUUUUCAGGCACAAUGAGACACAUGUCCACCUGCGCUCCUUCCACCGUCGUAUGGAGAAUCACUGGCAUACUAACACACUCACACACGCCCUCCUCCACCCUCUGGGGGUGACAAAUGUGCCGGGUUAAGCUCAGCCAACCAUGAACCCCAUCUCACAGGAAACCUGAAGCUGUCAGAGCAGAUGGGCAGAUGCUGCAGAGCUCAGAAACGUGCACAAAACCAGACGACACGAAGUAAUAUGAACGACCACGCAAAUCUCCGUCUGUCUAAUGAACAGGUGGUCUGAAUGCACGAAGCGACCGAGAAGUCACUGGAAACCAGUGAUGAGCAGGCUGCAGGGCUGGAUGAGCUCCAGGUGUGGAUGUGGUGUUGACCCGGGACAAGCAGGGAAUGAUUCACAGCGAGCCGUUCUUCUAGUGGGUUUAAUCUGAAGUAUGGAGGCGGGUUUGGCAAUCCUGUGCCGUGCGGGGCGACGACAUAUGGAGUCCAAAUGAAGCGAGUUCAUGUUCAGGAGCCCCGAGCAGUUUGUGCCUCAAGGUUGGAGGGUUGGUCUGCAGAGAGAUUUAUGAAUGAAGGGAUGGAGCACGCCUGCCUUCAGUCCUUCAACCCCCGAUGACUUUCAGCAAACGGUGGAUGGUCAAGAGAGGAGGCAGAGAGGUGAACGGAGGAAAGCUGGCACGUGACCAGAGAAUCCUACGCACCAGUGUGAAAUAUGAUCGAGAGCCAAGCAAGAGCACCUGGCAGGCAGACGGACGGGUUCAGGACUUUACUAGCAAAGAGAAAAAUGAGCCUGGUGCUGCACAAACAGAGGUCCGCUUACGGUUCUGGCUCGUCGCAGCGAUGGAGGACAGACGAGUGAAAAGAAAUCACCAAGAGGUUUCACAGUGUCCUCUAUAAAGGUACCGGUCAGAGAUGUCAAACUCAUCUUAGUUCAGGUCCACAUUCAGCCCAGUUUGGUCUCAAGUGGACCGGGCCAGCAAAAUCAAAGCAUAAUAACCUAUAAAUAACCACAACUGCUAAUGUUUCCUUUGUUUUAGGGCAAAAAAGUAAAUUCUGAAUCAUCAGGAUUUCUACAAAGGAACAAAACAUUCAGCCACAGGUGUCUGGAACUGAAUGAUGUAGUAUUUUAAUUUAUCAUCAAAAUGACAAAGAACAACAAAAACAAAACAAAAUUAUACAAAAAUGAAACACAAAAUGACCAAAAAAUGCACGAAUGACAAAAACAAGACAAAGAAAAUGACACAAAUGAUACAAAUGAGACCAAAAAUGCCAAAAGCAAGAAACGAAACAGCACAAAAGCAGACAAACAACACAAAAGAGAGAAAAAAAAUCACAAAACGAUACACAAAACAACGAAUAAGCAAAACACAAAAUGAUAGAAAUAAGACAACACACAAGCUAAACAAAAAGGAAUCACAAAACGACAAAAACGAGAAAGAAAACGAUGAAAGUCAGACAAAAAACAACAAAAACAGAACAAAAUAUUACAAAAUAAGAUGCAAAAUGACAAAGGAACAAUGAGCAAUCUAGUAUUUAAAUCUUUUAUGAUCAAAACAACUUUUCAUGGUCUAGAAUUUAUUUUAAAUUUAUAGUUUUACUAAUUUACAAUCUGCAGUUAAUGUCUUUUCUAUAAUUUUUACACUUUGAGGGCCGGAUUGGACCCUCUGGAGGACCGGUUUUGGCCCACAGGCCGCAUGUUUGACACCCCUGGUCUAGGUUCUAGUUUUCUUCAGUUUAGUCCAGGAGAACAUUUAUGUCUACAAGGAUGUUGUCUGUUUCCAGAGCAGCGCUGUGAGGAUCUGUGUUUUUGCUCUUCGUCCAACUGGAUCCAGUGGAACCUUGUUGCUAUCUGGAACAUCUGUCUGCCUGUCUGUCUGCCUUCCUUCCUUCCUUCCUUCCUUCCUUACUUACCUCCUUCCCUCCUUCCUUCCUUCCUUCCUUCUUUCCCUCCUUCCUUCCUUCCUUCCUUCCUUCCUUCCUUCCUUCCUUCCUUCCUUCCUUAAUUCCUUCCUUCCUUCCCUCCUUCCUUCCUUCCUCCCUUCCUUUCCUCCUUCCUUCCUUCCUUCCUUCCUUCCUUCCUCCCUUCCUUUCCUCCUUCCUUCCUUCCCUCCUUCCUUCCUUCUUUCCCUCCUUCCUUCCUUCCUUCCUUCCUUCCUUCCUUCUUUCCCUCCUUCCUUCCUUCCUUCCCUCCUUCCUUCCUUCCUUCCUUAAUUCCUUCCUUCCUUCCCUCCUUCCUUCCUUCCUCCCUUCAUUUCCUCCUUCCUUCCUUCCUUCCUUACUUCCUUCCUUCCUCCCUUCCUUUCCUCCUUCCUUCCUUCCCUCCUUCCUUCCUUCCUUCCUUAAUUCCUUCCUUCCUUCCCUCCUUCCUUCCUUCCUCCCUUCCUUUCCUCCUUCCUUCCUUCCUUCCUUCCUUCCUUCCUUCCUCCCUUCCUUUCCUCCUUCCUUCCUUCCCUCCUUCCUUCUUUCCUUCCUUCCUUCCUUCCUUCCUACCUUCCUUCCUUCCCUCCUUCCUACCUUCCUUCCUUCCUUCCUUCCUUCCUUCACGCUGCAGACAGAUUUACCGCUGCUCCUUAAGACUCUGCCACCGCCUGAUUAGACUCUUAAUCUAACUGGAUGCGUGAGCGAGUUCAGACAAGCUUCUUUCACCGCUGGAUAAUGAGUAACAGGCCAUAUGGGAGCGUGAGGAGGAGGCUGGAUGCAGCCGUGGAACCUCCCUGUCCAACGAUUACCAAAAGGGCUGAAUCCAGAAUUAGCGUCCAGCUGCCUGAAUGAUAACCAGGAGGUGGGAGGCCCUGCCAGGAUCUUCAGCGUGGCUCUGGUUGUGGUGUUUCCUCUGUCUCCCAGACCAGGCUGAUAGACGGAGGUGUGGCUGCAGUGACGAGAUAGUGUGAUGGAGGUGCCGCUUGUCAACUUUGAAAACAUGGAUGAUGUCGGCAUCAACCUGGGAGACCCGAACGACUCUGGAUACCCGACCUCUCCCACCUCAGAGGGCCCCGAUCAGACUCUCCUAACCCACCGUUUGACUUCUCCUCACCAGUCGCCACACAGAGGACGGCGUGGGCAUCACUCCGCUCAGGAGGGGUUGUCGCCUUCCACUCCUCCGACUCUGACCACGAAGGCGAACUCCAGCAGCGGCAGUUUGAUCUCCAAUCUGAAGCUCCUGAUCAACAGUGAGUCUCCCACUGACAGCGUCUUCAGCAAGAUGCCGAAGGAACACUAUGAAAAUGAAGACUUGUUUGAAAGGCACUGCCUGGAAGAAAAAGAUGAGAAAGUCAUCAUUAAUGUUUCGGGCUUGAUGUUUGAGACCCAGCUCAGCACCCUGAACAGGUUUCCGGAGACGCUGCUCGGUGACCCCAUGAAGAGGAUAAGCUACUUUGACCCAAUGAGAAAUGAGUACUUUUUUGACAGAAACCGCCCGUCCUUCGAUGGGAUUCUCUACUACUACCAGUCAGGGGGCAGAAUCCGCAGACCAGCCAAUGUUCCCUUGGAUGUUUUUGCUAAUGAAAUAGUUUUCUAUGAGCUGGGUCACGAAGCGAUGGAGCAGUUCCGCGAAGACGAAGGCUUCAUCAAAGAGCCCGAAGUCCUUUUGCCCAGCAACGAGCUCCAGCGACAGUUCUGGCUCCUGUUUGAAUACCCAGAGAGCUCCAGCGCUGCCAGAUCUGUAGCUCUGGUUUCUGUGUUUGUCAUCGUCAUAUCCAUCUUCAUCUUCUGCCUGGAGACUCUGCCAGAGUUCAGGGACGACAAUGACUUUCCUCCGGGUUUAACCCAAAUUAUUAACGGGACCCAAGACGGUUCCGCCCCGCAUCCCGCCGCUAAAGACAUCAUGGCGUACGUCACAGACCCCUUUUUCAUCGUGGAGACUAUCUGCAUCAUUUGGUUCUGCUUCGAAGUCGGCGUUCGCUUUGUGGUGUGCCCCAGCAAGAGUGAUUUCUUCAACAACAUCAUGAAUAUCAUCGACAUCGUGUCUAUAAUUCCCUACUUUGUAACCCUGGGAACAGAGCUGGCUACCACGCCCGACGACGACAUGAACUCCAGUCAGAACAUGUCCCUGGCGAUCCUAAGAAUCAUCCGACUCGUGAGGGUCUUCAGAAUUUUUAAGCUUUCCCGACACUCGAAGGGGCUUCAGAUUCUGGGGCAGACCCUGAAGGCCAGCAUGAGGGAACUGGGGCUGCUCAUCUUCUUCCUUUUCAUAGGAGUCAUCCUGUUCUCAAGUGCCAUCUACUUUGCAGAAGUGGAUGAGCCCCAGACGCAGUUCGUCAGCAUCCCUGACGGCUUCUGGUGGGCCGUGGUGACCAUGACCACCGUGGGCUAUGGAGACAUGUGCCCCAUCACCAUGGGGGGAAAAAUGGUCGGCACUCUCUGUGCCAUUGCCGGUGUCCUGACCAUCGCCUUGCCCGUCCCCGUCAUCGUCUCCAACUUUAACUAUUUCUACCACCGAGAGACUGAGCAGGAGGAGAAACAGGUGAUGGAUGCGGCAGCAGAGGCUGCCCAGAAAAUGUCAGCGGCUAACAAGUACGGAAGCACGCUUUCACUGAACAAAAGUAACGGCACCUGGCAGAACGAGAAGAACGGCAUGCACUGAUAGGACGGCGUUUAUUUACACAAAGGGCAUGGAAAACACACACGGACAAACCAAACAUAUCCAUCAGUGAGACACACCGGGUGAUCAGCUCAUCCUCCUUGCUGUUUUGUACUCAAACAUGGCAGCAUUUGUGCGGUUAAUUACAGUAUUAAUAGGCACUGUGUGGCGGGACGGCAUUUACACGAGCCGUCUGCCUGCAUGUGGAUGUGUCAAAGUGCAAUUAACACAACUCAGCAGCUACUGUCAGUUAGCUUUGGUGGGAAAGACUGAAAGGAACGUGAUAGCUCAUAGGUGCUACAGACAGUAGCACAAAUGAGCUUGAAAAUGUAGAUUGUCAGAUCGAAUAUUGUACAGACAAGAAAGGUAAUGCAGGUUGUGAAAUGUCCUUCUGGGUGAGUUUAUCCCACUUGAGAAAAGAAAACAAAAGGGUGUGCUAAUCGUAGCAUUUGAACUGGAAGUAUACUCAGAUCUCAUAUUCCGUCACAGCUCCAUGUUAGUCGGCACGCCGUCGCAUUCAGCAAAAUCUAGAUAGGACUUGGCAUGGUUUUCAAGGGCAAGCGAAUGUGUCCAGUGUAAGGCAAGAGGACAUCAGCGCACACAUUGUCUUAUCAGCAAAUCCAUAGUUGUGAACGCUCAGCCAGCAGCGCCUCUCCGUGUGACAGAACAAUAUCUGUAGCCGGCAUGUUAGUCUUGUAGGUAAGCUGCAAAGUAUAGAUCAAACCAUUUAAUGUCUUAUAGCACGACAUGCGGCAGCUUCAGAUGAUAAAACCACAGGCUGUUUUUUGUGUUUUUGCUCCAAAACCAUGCAGAUUUAGCUGUGUAAGGAUCGCCCUAUAACGUGUUAUGGUAAUGUGACUUUUCCCCUUUAAAAACCGGAUCAAGUCGUUGCACUGAGAGCUUUAUUCCACGUAUCACUCACGCACUUUUUGGAGCUUUACAUCAUCCACUGUUGGCAGGGAAAAAAAAAAUCAUUAGAAUGUAUAGAAAAGUGAGAUAUAUAUUUGUGAUCAGAGCGAGAGAAGGCACUCUUAUUUGAACGUUUCUCCAUUUGCCUCUAUUCUCUCAUUUUUUUAUUGCAUGGCAUCGUGUGCCGAAAUGAGGUUUAACUCCUAUUACCAGUAACUGAAAGUUUGACUUAUUUAUCGUGGCUGAAUGUAUUAAGAGUAUUUUAAUCAUAUGCUAAUUAUCAUUAUAUUCCACGUGAUAGGGAAAGCCAAUACCUUAACCGGAUUUGUGAAACGAAGACGAUAUAAAGAUGAAAGUGCACAGUUCGAGCAAAAAUAAAACGAGCUGGUACAAUAUAUGCAUGCCACAUUUCAGUCUUGAGAAUGUAUAAAUACAUAUAAACGCAGCUUGUAUUGAAAUGUAAAUGGAUGUAACUCAGUCAAUGCCUUUCUAAUAAUCCUACAAUAUGCAAUAAUGACGUGUGGGUGGAGGGGUAGCGUUUUGUUUUUUCGCCCACGGAAAGAGCAAUACCUGCGGUUAGAAUGAAAUGCAAUAAGGUGACGUCCAUCCGUCCGUCACUUGGGUACUCAGCACUUUACGAUGUAAUGAAGCACUUAAUAUUUGAGGACUGUUGCUGUCUGUGUCAACACUGUACGGUAUCAUCAUUUGCUCUGUUUAAUUCGUCCUGCAGAGAGUGCCUUCCAUUAAACACGUAUCAUAACUGUG